This is a messenger RNA of Heterobasidion irregulare TC 32-1, 792 nucleotides long. RefSeq lists its product as uncharacterized. NCBI's taxonomy places the organism in Eukaryota, Fungi, Basidiomycota, Agaricomycetes, Russulales, Bondarzewiaceae. Bases 1 to 792 code for a protein of 263 amino acids. The transcript is spliced from 4 exons. The record is from RefSeq and is a predicted model, not a curated record.
AUGCCAUCCUUGUCUGUACGAGCGCGGAGCACGCCGCACGCCGCACGCCGGCCUGGCCCAGACAGACCCGCCGCGCCUUCCCUUCUCUCGCGCGCUCAUGCAUACACACACGCCGCGAGCUGUGAGCGUGUCGAGACAAGAGGUGAGAUGGGCCGCGGGCGCCGGACGUCCAUCGCAGGGACGUCGCCCGCUGCGUUCUCAGAUAGCGCCGAGCAGGCCGACGUGCACACCCGCGCACGACCCGCGUCGCGAAGCUCGCGCGAGGCCGAGGCAACACGCCGACUCGCCCGUACCGUCGACCGCCGCACCCCACCUGUCUCAUUCGAAAGGAUGCUGGAUACGAUCCGUACGCGAGCGAGCGCAAGCGUUCCCGCGCGGACGCCUCGUGCUGGGCUUCUUGUCGACGAGCUCCUCGAUGGCGGCGCGACGGCACGCCCCAACGCGCCCCCGACUGGACCGCGACACGGCCCUCAUCUGCCCACCGGGGCGGCGACCAGCGCACCGCGCAGAUCAGACAAACCAGCCUUACCGAUUUAUCUGGAUGAGACUGCGUCGCGCCGUACCUCUCGCAAGCAACGCUACAGGCCGGUGUGGUGGGCGCAGCCCUCUCGCGAAAGCCCGAGAGAGGGCCGAUGGAUACGGACGCCCUCCGGCACAGGCAUACGAUGGCGUCCGUCUGCCCCCGCCCCUUUCGAAACCACGCUGCGGAACAAUCGUCAAGGCGCCCCUGCGAUCGGUGCUGGAAAAUCCAGCGCCAACGAGCAGGGAGCGACAUGCAUGUCGUCGGCGUGA